Messenger RNA from Chanos chanos (milkfish), 1365 nucleotides. It is a transcript of the gene parvab, whose product is annotated as parvin, alpha b. Gene Ontology annotation, cellular component: focal adhesion; cytoplasm; actin cytoskeleton. The transcript is spliced from 13 exons. Bases 70 to 1188 code for a protein of 372 amino acids. The record is from RefSeq and is a predicted model, not a curated record. Gene Ontology annotation, molecular function: actin binding. NCBI's taxonomy places the organism in Eukaryota, Metazoa, Chordata, Actinopteri, Gonorynchiformes, Chanidae. Gene Ontology annotation, biological process: actin cytoskeleton organization; substrate adhesion-dependent cell spreading; establishment or maintenance of cell polarity regulating cell shape.
UUUGAUAGAACUAAACAAUCACAGCUCAGUCGUUCAAAAAAUAAGUCACUGAGAUCAGUCAACACAGCCAUGGCUUCUUCACCGCAAAAAUCACCGUCAUCUCCAAAGUCUCCUACUCCCAAAUCGCCACCCUCGAGGAAGAAGGAUGAUUCGUUCCUCGGAAAACUUGGUGGAACUUUGGCUCGGAGAAAAAAGGCAAAAGAAGUCUCUGAGCUCCAGGAGGAGGGUAUGAAUGCCAUCAACCUGCCCCUCAGCCCCACGCCGUUUGAGCUGGAUCCUGAGGACACCAUGCUGGAGGAGAACGAAGUCCGCACAAUGGUCGACCCCAACUCCAGGAAUGACCCAAAACUCCAGGAGCUGAUGAAGGUACUCAUUGAUUGGAUCAAUGACGUCUUGGUGGGGGAAAGAAUAAUUGUUAAAGACCUAGCUGAGGACCUCUAUGAUGGACAGGUUCUUCAAAAACUCUUUGAAAAGCUGGAAGGUGAAAAGCUGAACGUCGCCGAGGUAACCCAGUCUGAGAUUGCCCAGAAGCAGAAGCUUCAGACAGUUCUAGAGAAGAUCAAUGACACUCUCAAGCUCUCCUCCAGAAACAUCAAAUGGAAUGUUGACUCUGUCCACGCUAAGAGCAUUGUGGCCAUUCUACACCUGCUGGUAGCUUUGUCCCAGCACUUCCGUGCCCCCAUCAGAUUACCAGACCAUGUCUCCAUUCAAGUCGUUGUCGUCCAGAAACGUGAGGGAAUUCUACAGUCUCGGCAGAUCCAAGAGGAGAUCACUGGAAACACAGAGGCAUUGUCUGGAAGGCAUGAACGGGAUGCUUUUGACACCCUGUUUGAUCAUGCACCGGACAAGCUGAACGUGGUGAAAAAAACACUCAUCACAUUUGUGAAUAAGCACUUAAACAAGUUGAACUUGGAGGUGUCAGAGCUGGACACACAGUUUGCUGAUGGUGUGUAUCUGGUGUUACUGAUGGGACUUCUUGAAGGGUACUUUGUCCCUCUUUACAACUUCUUCCUCACUCCUGAGAACUUUGACCACAAGGUCCACAAUGUGUCAUUUUCUUUUGAGCUCAUGCAAGAUGGUGGUUUGGAGAAACCAAAGCCCAGGCCCGAAGAUAUUGUGAACUGUGACCUGAAGUCCACAUUAAGAGUCCUCUACAACCUCUUCACCAAGUAUAGAAAUGUGGAAUGAAGCGUCCCUGAUCAGAUGUCACCCUUGGUGAUGCCAUGUUCACAUUUCUUAAUGAGCAAAACACUUUCAGCUUUAAUGUAUUAUCAGUAUUCUCUAAGGCCAGUAUCAAUAAUGUGUUAUGCAUUCCUUCACUGUUUGGCACACAUUUAGUUAUCCUGAACUGAUGUAAUCUUUACU